GCAUUCGUUUAGGCAUUCAGCGUUGAGUGUUAGCUUGCUUGUAGUUGUUGUCAGCUAACGAGAAGCCACUUUGCUAGCGCUAGUUCUCCAAGAGCCUGCAGCUAUUUCUCUAACGAGAUGCCCAGAUGAAGGUUAGCCUUGUGGAUCAACAGACACUUGUGAUGUUGAGAAAAUACGAGUGAUAUGUGUGUGAAUAACAACACACAAUAUCGUAUAGCUUAUGAUAGCUAAGCCGUGAUGCUAGUAAUUAACCAUUAGCGGCAGGAGAAAGUAAUGGACCUCCACAAAAUUAUCCACAGUGCACUGCAGGAAUUUAUUCAGACUUACAUUACUGAUGCAGAUCUCAGCACACUGGAUGAUGUCCUGUUGUCUUACAUCACUGGGGUCCUGGAGGAUCUUGGUUCCCAGCAGAGUGUUGAGGAGAACUUUGAUGUGGAGGACUUUGCAGAGAUGCUAGAAGCUUACAUACCUGGCUUUGCAGAAAUUGACAGUGUCAAAGUCUGUGAAAUGAUGUUCAGUCUGGCUUCAAAACUAGCUACUGCUCGGACCUCAGCUCGUGAAGAAAAUGGUAUCCCCAAGGCAAGGACAGAAGAGAUCUCAUUGAAGCUCACCAGCCUGCCCAGUGAGCCACCAAGAAGAGAAACGCAGUGCCUUAAAUCACAGACAGAGGGAGCCACUGCCAAGCCACCAGUGUCUGAGUGGGAGGCCCAGGAGCAGCACUUACUAGAGAUGUUUCCCAAGUGUAGUCUGACUGAGGCUCGGAGCGCCCUGUCUAUUGCCAAAGGAGACAUGGAGGAAGCUGUUCGUCUUAUCAUAGAAGGGGAUGUUCAACUCAGUCCCACACCUCUUAACGUAAACCAUGGGAAGAGUAUUUCCUCACUGGCAGACCAGAAACUUAAAGAGAGCAUCCUUGAGAAGUACAUGCUGGUGGACAGGGAGGAAGAUAAGAAAACACACCGUCCCGUCGUUCCCAAAGAUGCUCCAAAGAAGCUAGUUCGGUACCAUGGUAACCAGGUGGUAACCACAAAAGGAGAACGGUAUCAGCUCGUGAAGAAGGACGAGACCGAGGACAUGAAGAAGACAUAUGUCAACCUCAAGCCAGCGCGAAAGUACAGAUUCCAUUGAUGACGAGCACAGUUCUGAAAGAGCAGCUAAUGACAGUAUUGUUUACACUAUUUUUAAUUUAUUAAUUUCAUUUAGCCUACAUUUUGUUUGUUUUUUCCCAAUUAAAAGCUGACAUCUGCAGUGUUGGCAGAAGCUUCUUUUGGAAAAGGAAAAAAAAACGUUACCUUUUCAUGCCUUGGUUAAAACGUUGGAUUACAGUGUUUCAGUUUUUUAUUGAAAGAUCUUUCUUUUCUUUUCUUUUUUUUUUUAUCAGAUAUUUCAGUCAGGAUGCUGUGACUUGCGUUCUUGUGUGUGUUUGUAACAGCCUAACCUAUCUACGUUUGGCCAUCUCAGCAGGUCUGAUGUUGCUCUGACAGUAUUGAGGUUGUGUUUGUUUAAAAAAAAUGUAUUUUAUUUUUUUUAUGCAUUUUUCUUUUUAAGCCGUACUGACAUUGUGAAUGAACCUAUAUUGAUUUCUGUAACUAAGUUUUAGUGGUGCUGUAAAGUUUCUUCUGGACAUUAGAAUUAUCAGCUGUUUUAUGUACAUAUUGAUUCAAAGAGGCCAAUUUCAUUUAGUUUAAAGUUAGGUCCAGAGUUUGUUGGACAAGGACACUGUUGUUGGAGUUUUGCCUCUGCACUCCACCACGGUGGAUUUUAAAUAAGAUAAUGGUGAUGAUUUAAAACAUUAGUCUUAGAUGUUUAUUGGUAAAGUCAAGUCCUUCCUUGUUCUUGUGUAAUCAGUGGUUUACAACUUGUUUUAAACUUGCUGUAUUUAAAUUGAUGAAUUAAUUGCAGUUUGUGAAAAUGGAGGAUAUGCUGAUGAAAUUGCUUUUCUUACCCAUGUAAAUAAUUGCCAUUGUGACCUUCAGUUUUGUUUUUGUUUUUCUAUGGUCUUUCAGUUGUCUUUGUCCAACAAAUUAUGCACCUAACUGUGUAUUGUAGCCAGUAGGAGUGCUGCAGAUAUGUUUGUUCAGGCCUUGAAUUUUAAAUCAGUUUGUUCAGUCCAUAAGAGGAAGUCCUGAUUGUUUACUUUAACCACUUUCUCACACACGUAUUAGGGCAAAAGGAUGUUUUAAUAUGCAAAGUUUUACGGCAUUUUGGUUGUUUUGCCACAGAACACUAUCGUCCCCUGCAUCUCCCUACAUUGUUGAAUCGCCUCAGGUCUUACUCUCUUUCUCCUGUCUGGCAGCUCCAUCUUCAUCACCUCCUCUGCACAUGUUCAAACCAGCUCAGCUUUGCCUCUUUGUUUCCAGACAGCUAAACCUGAGCUGUCCCUCUGAUGUACUCAUUUCUAAUUCUGUCCAUCUUGGUUACUCCCAGUAAAAAUCUUGGCGUCUUUAACUCUGCAACCUAGCUGUUUAAGUACUGAAUUUAAAACCAGAGGGGAAGAAAAUGCAUUACAAUAACUUGAUCUGAAGUCUGACAGAAGUGAGAUUUGACAACCUACGGAUUCACAGCUCAUCCCUAAUAAAGGAGGACGUACACUUCACAGGCCUUACCCAGCUGAAAACAUGUCCGUAUGCUAUAUAAAUUCAUUUUUCAAGACAUGUUCAAACAACUGCAGCACUCUACUUUCUAACAUUACGAAGUUGUGUGUGUGCUUUCUUUCACACCCCUAAUGCAGAGUAAAAAAUGCUGCUGGAUGACUUCAUUUUAAAGUUCAUUCCAACAGGAUUACCUUUAUUUUUGAUAGAGAUGUUUAGAUUUUCAAAUUCUCCAAUCAUGUAUUUGUGAUAAUAGAAGAUCAUGUGCUUUCAGGGUCCGUUUACAUAUUACCGAAGUGGUUCUCUUGUCACAGCGCCUCUCAUCCCGUUUGUGUUCUGUGAGGUUUGCUUCGCAUGUGACUGUGGAUGUUUUUUUUCUCUGAUUGGAUUCUGAUUUCUUGUUAGUUGUAGAUUAGGAUAAAUGGGGUUUUCUUUUAGAUAUACGCUUUGCGUUUCUUUCUGCGUCCAUUUGGACCAGCUGUAAGCAUUUGUUCUAAAUGGAUGGUAUAUAGUUUUCCCCUCGGUGUAGUGUAACAGCUGGGUGUUGGAAAGAUGUCUUGUUUCUGGUGCUUAUCGGCAGCAAUGUUAUCUUUAAAUACUGUAUGAUGGUGUUACUGUAGAGCAUGGAAUGGAUCCCCUGAAGCUGUUAUAGUGACAACCGAAACAGCUUUCCUCGCUCUGAGAAACUGCUGACGCACAAUUUAUAGUAAAUACUAAUUUUGUAGACUAC
Pundamilia nyererei is the source of this 3318-nucleotide messenger RNA. RefSeq names its product CUE domain containing 2 (gene cuedc2). The record is from RefSeq and is a predicted model, not a curated record. NCBI's taxonomy places the organism in Eukaryota, Metazoa, Chordata, Actinopteri, Cichliformes, Cichlidae. The transcript is spliced from 9 exons. The coding region runs from base 274 to 1125 and encodes 283 amino acids.